Cajanus cajan (pigeon pea) is the source of this 672-nucleotide messenger RNA. RefSeq lists its product as uncharacterized. Gene Ontology annotation, molecular function: calcium ion binding. The record is from RefSeq and is a predicted model, not a curated record. Lineage: Eukaryota; Viridiplantae; Streptophyta; Magnoliopsida; Fabales; Fabaceae.
GAAUAAACCCUUUUCCUCAAAGCACUAGCAUUUGCAAACACAACCAUCACCUCUCCUUUUCCAUACAAACUACCAUCCAUUUAAACUCUAAUACAACAGAAAGAUGAGUGUGGAAAUUUUGGAUGGUGCCACCAUUGUGAACUUCCUUCAGGAUGAAGAAGCCUUUAGUGUGUCAGUACGUAACAGGUUUGCUCACCUAGACACAGACAAUGAUGGGCUUCUCUCGUAUGCAGAGAUGUUGAAGGAGCUCCAAAGCCUGAGGGUAUUGGAAACUCAUUUCGGUAUUGAUGUGGAGCCAAACCCAGAUGAGCUUGCUCGUGUUUAUAAAUCCUUGUUCAUACAAUUCGAUCACAACUUGAAUGGCACGAUUGAUCUUGACGAAUUCAAGAAGGAAACCAAGCAGAUGAUGCUUGCCAUGGCAGAUGGAUUGGGUUUCUUACCAGUUCAGAUGCUCUUGGAAGAAGACAGCAUCCUCAAGAAAGCUGUUGAAAGGGAGUGCAAUAAAGUGGCUGCUUAAGUACUACUUUACUCAACCUUGUGAUUGACAAAGUUCUGCUAGUAUUGUAAUAUUUUAAUGCCCUGUUUGUUAUUAUUGAUUCCAGUAAAAUGUCUUAAAGCUGUUUUUUGUUUUGAAUUCCUUAUGAAUACUUGAAGUAAACUAUUUUAAUCUGA